GCACAAUGUUCUUAACGAUGGUUCUGCUCCGGAAGAGGAUUCCUGGAAAGCAGUGGAUUGGAAAAUACAGGCGGCCCAGAAUCGUUACCACUGGCAUGAAGCAGGCGAUGAUCCGAAGGCUGGAGAUUGAAGCAGAGAACGAAUAUUGGCUGAGCCGGCCGUACCUGACACGGGAGGAGGAAUACGGUCACAACAGGGAAGUGAGACGGGCCAGGUGGGAGGCCUUUAAAGCCCUGAAGACGUCCAAGUUCCCUGAGCACAGAUAUAUGAGUGACCACUUGAACCACUUAAAUGUCUCAAAGAAAUGGACCUCUUGAGCACGGACACGUUGGUACUUGUGCUGCUGCGAGCUGCGAUCUUGUACCUGUUGUGGCAGCUUUGCAACGCAGUGUAACAGAGGUGGAUGAGAAAUGAGGCUGCUGUGGUGUACAAAAUGUUACAUUAAAGGUAAUCCUACAGAACAGUG
Messenger RNA from Coturnix japonica (Japanese quail), 466 nucleotides. RefSeq names its product mitochondrial ribosomal protein L57 (gene MRPL57). Gene Ontology annotation, cellular component: mitochondrial ribosome. Gene Ontology annotation, biological process: mitochondrial translation. Gene Ontology annotation, molecular function: structural constituent of ribosome. NCBI's taxonomy places the organism in Eukaryota, Metazoa, Chordata, Aves, Galliformes, Phasianidae. The record is from RefSeq and is a predicted model, not a curated record.